Brachypodium distachyon (stiff brome) is the source of this 2065-nucleotide messenger RNA. RefSeq names its product glucan endo-1,3-beta-glucosidase 8. The record is from RefSeq and is a predicted model, not a curated record. The transcript is spliced from 2 exons. Gene Ontology annotation, cellular component: plasma membrane. Gene Ontology annotation, biological process: carbohydrate metabolic process. Lineage: Eukaryota; Viridiplantae; Streptophyta; Magnoliopsida; Poales; Poaceae. Gene Ontology annotation, molecular function: hydrolase activity, hydrolyzing O-glycosyl compounds. Bases 378 to 1862 code for a protein of 494 amino acids.
UUCAAAUAAACUCCUCGUCUUAAGUGUCAGAGUGGUCUCUCCUCCUGCUGGAGCUGGAUGGACUCUCACUCUCUGGCCGCCCGUUCCAGCUGCUCUCCCCUGCAGCCCUCCUCCGCCCAUUCGCUCGAUUCGAAAAUUCAAAUCUUCGUCUCCUCGAUUUCUCCCACUGGUUCAUAGCCUGCUGUCUCGCCGUGUUGCCCGGCUACACAGAGCUCCAGCCUUCCAGCUUCUCCCAGCUGCUGGAUUGUGAAGGUCUCGAGGAGACAAAAAAAAAUCCGUCCAGAUUCGCCGCCGUUCUCUCGGAGUUUCUCGCCGGGAUCCGUGAGUUCUUCGCAGCCCCCAUCCCGGUCGGUUUAUACACCGCAUUGCGUCGAGCAAUGGCGAGCCUCGGCCGCGUAGCGCUGCUGCCGGUGGUGGUGGUGGCCAUGGCGGCGGCGGCUGCAAUGGUGGAGGGGCUGGGGGUGAACUGGGGCACGCAGGCGUCGCACCCGCUGCCGGCCAAGGUGGUGGUGCAGCUGCUGAGGGACAACGGGAUCAAGAAGGUGAAGCUGUUCGAGACCAACCUGGACGCCAUGAGCGCGCUCGCCGGGAGCGGCAUCGAGGUCAUGGCCGCCAUCCCCAACAACAUGCUCCACGACAUGGCCGCCGACCCCAAGGCCGCCAGGGACUGGGUCAAGCGCAACGUCAAGCGCUUCGACUUCGACGGCGGCGUCAUCAUCAAAUACGUGGCGGUGGGCAACGAGCCAUUCCUGGAGGCAUACAACGGGUCGUUCAUCAAGGCCACCCUGCCGGCGCUGGAGAACAUCCAGAACGCGCUGAACGACGCCGGCGCCGGCGACCGGAUCAAGGCCACGGUGCCCCUCAACGCGGACGUCUACAACUCCCCCGCCAAGAACCCCGUGCCGUCGGCUGGCCGGUUCCGGUCCGACAUCUCGGGCGUCAUGACGGACAUCGUCAAGUUCCUAGCCAAGAACAAGGCGCCCUUCACGGUCAACAUCUACCCGUUCCUGAGCCUCUACCUGAGCGACGACUUCCCGCUCGACUUCGCCUUCUUCGACGACGGCGGGCCGCCGGUGCACGACGGCGGCAACGGGGUGACAUACACCAACGUGUUCGACGCCAACUUCGACACGCUGGUGGCGGCGCUGCGUGCGGCCGGGCACGGCGACAUGCCGGUCAUCGUGGGCGAGGUGGGCUGGCCCACGGACGGCGACCGGCGCGCCACGGCGGCGCUGGCCGAGCGGUUCUACGGUGGGCUGCUGAAGCGCCUGGCGACAACCCACGGCUCGCCCGCGCGGCCGGGGCAGAGGAUCGAGGCCGUGUACUUGUUCGGGCUCGUCGACGAGGACCGGAAGAGCGUGGCGCCGGGGAGCUUCGAGCGGCAUUGGGGCAUCUUCCGGUACGACGGGCAGCCCAAGUACGGCAUGGAUCUGGCCGGGCAAGGCCGGCGGGCCAAUGCCAGGCUCGUGCCGGCCAAGGGCGUGGAGUACUUGUCCAGGACGUGGUGCGCGCUCAACCCCAAGGCCGGGGAUCUGGGGAAGCUCGGGGAGAAGAUCGACUACGCCUGCUCCAACGCCGACUGCACGACGCUCGGCUACGGCUCGACCUGCAACGGCAUGGACGCCCGCGGGAAUGCCUCGUACGCGUUCAACGCCUACUACCAGACGCAGAGCCAGAAGGACGAGGCCUGCGACUUCCAGGGACUCGCGCUGCCCACGCAGACGGACCCUUCCACGCACGCCUGCAACUUCACCAUUCAGAUCGCCACCUCGGCGGCGGCGCCGGCGCCGGAGCCUGGCGUGGUGGUGGCCGCUUUGCUGAUGUUGGCGUUGGCCCAGCUCGUGCUGUUGUCCUCCUGCUAGUAAUAGGCAUUUGGCGAUGUGGUUGUGUAUUUCUUUGUUGAUUUGUUCGAGCUUGAGGUUUAGGCCACCCUCCUCGUGGAAUUUGGACUAGAUCAUAGAAGCUCUGUAAUUCAGACGCUAAGAUUAGUUCGAGAUUAAAUGGUUCGAUAAUGCAUUGGGUGUGUACGCUUUAGCCGGCAAUGGUCAUGGUACCUUUUGGUUUU